Molecule: messenger RNA, 1008 nt
Organism: Acanthosepion pharaonis
Lineage: Eukaryota; Metazoa; Mollusca; Cephalopoda; Sepiida; Sepiidae
Source: the annotation of a GenBank genome assembly
AUGGCAACUUUUGCAAGAGAGGUACGAAGUAUUUUUCGCCCUAAUCUUUUUAAGAAAAAAGUUGCUAUAGUGACUGGAGGCGCUACGGGGAUUGGGCACGCCAUAGUUUCAGAACUGUUGUAUCUCGGAUGCCAUGUAAUAAUUGCGUCCAGAAAGAUGGAACGUUUGCAGGCUGCUACAGAAAACUUCCGAAAGCAAAUUCCAGCCUCAAGUUGUUCUGAAAUAAAUUAUGUUAAAUGUAAUAUUCGUGAAGAAGAAGAGGUGAAGAACCUGAUUUCUACCACAUUGUCAAAAUAUGGAAAAUUGGAUUAUUUAAUAAAUAAUGGUGGCGGACAGUUCCUUAGCCCAGGUGAAAAUAUCACAUUAAAAGGAUGGAAGGCUGUUAUUGAGACCAACUUAACUGGUACUUUUCUUUGCUGUAGAGAAGCAUACAAUCAAUACAUGAAGGAAAAUAGUGGCGUUAUUGUCAAUAUAAUUGCAGAUAUGUGGAAAGGACUCCCAUUAAUGAGUCACACAGGUGCUGCUCGUGCGGGAGUUUAUAAUUUGACAAAAUCUCUGGCUGUGGAAUGGGCUGGAUCUGGUGUUCGAAUUAACUGUGUGGCUCCAGGCAUUAUCUACUCAGAAACAGCAGCUGCCAAUUACCAAGAAAAUAUCUUCCAGGCUCUCAUUCCACAGAUUCCUGCCAAGAGAUUGGGAAAACCUGAAGAGGUGUCAGCUGCUGUUUGUUUCUUGUUGUCACCUGCAGCAGCAUUUAUCACAGGUGAGACCAUCAAAGUUGACGGUGCCUCCAGUUUAUACGCUUCAAUGUUUCAUGUACCUGAGCACACACAGAUGCCUGCUUAUUCAUGGGAUGUUAAAGAGAACGAUGCUUUUGAGAAGCCUAAUCCAAUCGGAUGGACAAAUGAAAAUAUUUAUCGAAAUAUUUGGCCUCAAAGCCAAAUUUUAAGAAAGAGACUACUUCACCUGACCAGCAGGAUAUAUGAAGAAAGAAACGUUAUUUCUGGUUGA